Messenger RNA from Cryptomeria japonica (Japanese cedar), 660 nucleotides. RefSeq lists its product as uncharacterized. NCBI's taxonomy places the organism in Eukaryota, Viridiplantae, Streptophyta, Pinopsida, Cupressales, Cupressaceae. The transcript has a single exon. The record is from RefSeq and is a predicted model, not a curated record. Bases 71 to 511 code for a protein of 146 amino acids.
UGAAAACCUAUUUAAUUUUUUCGGUUCUUCGUACCCGGGUCUCCUGGUCGCGAGUUCGAAUCGCUCCAAGAUGGACGACUCGACAAAUAUGCGUCCCCGCAAGUCCAGAAGCUCCAAGCUAUUAUCUUUAUUUUGCUGCUUUUCCGGCUCGGAUGAUUCUACGGCUGAGCGCUCUCUACUGAAGAAGCCGUCGUGGUUUCACAAGGUCAGGAGGUCGAAUUCGGGGCCCGACAUGGAUGCAGAUUCUCACAAAUGGUGGCGCAACGGCUGGAAUAGCGUCAGGCGUGCCGGCGAAUGGUCUGAAACCCUAGGUGAGGAUUACGCCGGGGGUUGCUGCAGCAGGGCCAAAUGGAAGCACUUUGUUCGGCGUUGCAAAGCCGACGGGAAAACGAUCUACGAUUCGAAGCCGAAGAAAUUUCAUUACGAUCGAAUGAGUUAUCAGCUCAAUUUCGAUGAAGGCCGUGAGGAUUUUCAGGACCAGCUGUUCUUGCCUGAAAAUACAGAAGCAUGAAUGAUUGAAACCCUAAGGAAUUUGAACUCAAGAUCGCGCAUAUAUGUAUUUAUACCGUAUACAUCUCUGAUUUAGGUCGAAUGUCCAUUGAUGCUAUUCUUUCUACAGGGAUUUUUUAAAAUACAAAUAUAGAUUUGUUUUGCAGUUUA